AUGGAGAAGGAAAAGGAGCGCAACGAACAAGGCAGCGAGUCCGAGAAUGAAAAUCAAGAAGACGACACCGGGCCGCACAUCAGCAACGAGAGCACCGCGGAGGAGGAGCAGGAGCAGGAGCAGGCCGUACAGCCGGCGCGGCCUACCAAAACGGCGACGAGGAAGCGCAAGCGUCCCAUAAAUGACGCCUGGGAAGACGAGGACCGGCAAAACCAGAUGGUCGCACGGCAGCAGCGGCAGCAGCAGCAGCAACAGCAGCAGAUGGCGCCGCCCAUGCCGCAGCAGCAAAUGAUGGCUGCGCCAAAGGACGAGAAGAAGAACCCGCUGAAGCUGCGUCUUGAUUUGAACCUGGACGUGGAGAUUGAGCUGCGUGCCAAGAUUCACGGCGACGUGACGCUCGCUUUGCUGUAA
This is a messenger RNA of Metarhizium brunneum ARSEF 3297, 411 nucleotides long. RefSeq lists its product as uncharacterized. The record is from RefSeq and is a predicted model, not a curated record. NCBI's taxonomy places the organism in Eukaryota, Fungi, Ascomycota, Sordariomycetes, Hypocreales, Clavicipitaceae.